This is a messenger RNA of Symbiodinium necroappetens, 1890 nucleotides long. Lineage: Eukaryota; Dinophyceae; Suessiales; Symbiodiniaceae. The record is from the annotation of a GenBank genome assembly.
AUGGGCCGACGAGUUCCUAAGCAGAGCAUCCCGCAGGGCACAUGGUCCUUUGACCAGUUGGAAACAUGGGCGGCAGCCGGCGAAGAGGUGACAGCGGCGAGAGGUAUGCAUCCAGACGGAUGGACAGCCGAAGCAGAACCCGCAGCAAGCCUCAAAGGAGCCAGCGCCAUCGGAGUACAAGCAGACCCCGGACAGAUGGACAGCAGAAGCCGAGGGAGAGGAAGCCGAAAGGAGAGCCGCAGCCGCAGCAACGGCGCUCGCAGCCGCAGCCGCGGCAGAGGCAACCCACAACCUGCGUAUCGGAUUCCCCCUCCAGCUGGUCGAGCAGAUCCGAAGAAAGAAGUUUCCAUCACAGAGGAGCAAAGACAACACUCCAUCUCGUUGGAAGGCUAUUUAUAUGCCACUAUUGAUUUUACCAGUCCACAAGCUCAGCCUCCUUGGACGACUGAGCCAGAUGCACGGUAUACCUAUCAGACCAAGACAGAUAUCUCGGUGAUCCGGGCGAAGCUGGAUGCACUGGGAGUUGCGAUUAUCCGUUUCACGCUCAGCGGUUUCGUUCAGGUUAUCAAGCCGUAUUCCUGGGGCACGCACCUACUGGUCACGGAAGGACUUUGUUGUCGUGGCAAACAGGUGAUGAGCACUGUUAGACGGCUGCGGCCCGACUGGGAUACUCUGCUGGCCGAUUUGAAAAACGAGAUGCUGAUGCCCGAUGUCGGCUCCAGAGAUCUACAGGAAAGUUACAUCGGUGCAAAGGGCAGGAUGCCCGUGGAUGGCAUCGUGUCGAACGGAAGCACGGCACCGGACCGGCCGAAGGUGCAGGAUGUGCCGGACGACGAGGUUCUCAAUGACAUCAGUCUGAUGAAGACAUGCGGAACCAAAGAGACGGCUCUGAAAUGCAUACGCAUGCUUGACAAGUGCCUGGAGACGGGCAAGCUAGACCUAUCUGGAGAGGACAUGGCCGAGGAGAUGUUGGUGAAGACGAUCAAAGCUGUGGGCAAAAUCGGCGGCAUCAAGGGGCUGAUGCCAACCCGAACUUCAACUUUGCCGAUUGACGAGAUCAACCUCAGCGGCAACUCCCUUCUGACUCCACCAUCACCGACGGAGCAUACUGCAGCAGUCAAGGCAAACUUGAAGCGCCGAGCAGAGACGGUGCAGCUGAUAGUGCAGUUCGUUCGAGUCUCAACAGAGGCACGCACGGUCAUCUUUGAUAACUGCAACCUGGAAGGCUACAGUCAUGACAAGGACGACCUGGUCGAGCUUGAGAUAGUACGGCUGGUGAAGAAGUUCGGAGCCGGAAAGAACUCGAGGUAUGCGGAGAAAGUUUCCCUGGCUGGCAACCGCUUCGGCCAAGAGUUUUGCCGGCGCAUCAUUGAGGGUGCCUACUGGGAACGCAAUCGACAUCCCGACAGAGAGACCAUGCCAAAGCUCUUUUUGGAUUUGUCGAAAAAUCGCAUACCGCACCCGGAACGAAUCGUGGACGAGCUGAAGGAGGGGAAAACAGCUGGGGGACCUAUGAGCCUGGCGACCACAACCGACCCGGAAGAUGUUCGCAAGGAUGCGCUCAUCGUUCUGGACAUUACAGGUCAAAGAGAUCAUUCUCCUUCAGCUCCUCGUGAAGGGCGAAGGCCUCUGAUAGAUCAACUGCGCCAGGAGCGCCAGCGGAGGCCGUCGCCACGACGACCCUCCCGAAGUCCGCCCCGGCCUCGGUCGCGCAGCCGGUCCCGGUCGCCACCCAGACAGCGUUCUCCCAGCCGUCGCCGGGACAGCCGGCCACGAGACAGCCGCAGGAGGGACAGCCGCGGCCGACGCUCGCCCUCUCGGCGCAGCCCAUCGCGGCGGCGACGUAGCCGCUCAGAUAGCAGGCAACCGCGUGGCAGGAGAGGCCGCUGA